Messenger RNA from Rhopilema esculentum, 3411 nucleotides. RefSeq lists its product as uncharacterized. Gene Ontology annotation, biological process: signaling. The record is from RefSeq and is a predicted model, not a curated record. NCBI's taxonomy places the organism in Eukaryota, Metazoa, Cnidaria, Scyphozoa, Rhizostomeae, Rhizostomatidae.
UUUGAAAGUAGUAAGUUUUCAACGACUUGCUGGCUGGCGCGCAUUCUUCAAAUUCAAAAUAUUACCGUGGCAAGGCUUCCUUUGAUCUGUUAAAAGAUAACGAUGGAGGGAAGGGCAAAAAACCCAAUCCGUGGUGCAUAUAAAUGUGCAACUGAUACUAGAAAUAUCAGAGAAGCUGUUAAAAGACAAAAUGAAGGGCAUAAGAGACAGGCAAGAGCAAUGGAGGUGCAAAAGAGGAGAAAAAUCGACGAGGUCGAGGAAGAAGUCAAAGCCCCAAAAGUUGACAAAAGGCGAGAGCAACUGAUUGCAUGGAAACUUGAAAGAGAUAGGAAAAGACAGUUUGAAACAAAAAAGAAGAGCUUUGUGGUGAAACAUGUGAACUACUCUCCAACAAAGUAUUUGGUAUCUAGUGCAAAUAAGAGAACAACAAGAAAGCAAGCUGCUCUUGAAAAUCAAACUUGCUCGAGAAGAAUAACAAGAUCAUAUGCAAAGAACUGUGCCAAAUCAGAAGAGAUGAAAAGGGGCAACAAGAAUCUGACUGCAACAAAGAAACCCACCCAGCUCAGAUCAAAGAAAGGAAAAAGUGAAAAUCUAAACAAAGACGAGAAGGCCUGCACCAAAGCGGAACCAAUAGUUCCAGAAUCAAAAUCAUCUGAAACUGGGUUCGUGUUUUCAUUUAACCAAGAUGAUAUGCUGCCAAAAACCUUCAAAUUCUCUAAAAACUCUCCUGCAUCGAAUUUUGUUUUAAAAGAAUCAAAAUUUAAUGACCCCAUUGCCAAGUUCAAUGAGUCCAUAAAAAAUGAGAAUGAAAAUAGCAGGAAUGGAUCCAAGGACAUAUUUGAUUUCACCUCAAAUGAUGUGAUUGCAAAGUUCAAUGAAGCUGUGAAAAUUGACAAUGGAACUGAAAAGGAUGUGAAGAGAAUGGGAAGUUUCCUUACAAGUAUCACUGUUGACCCAAUAGAGAAAUUCAACUCUUCAUUAAAAGACGAAAGUAAAAAGGAGCAAACCGACCAGGUCAUGCACAUUAACAAACCAUCAUUAACUCCAAUCAAAGCAGACAAGCAAUGCAAGGAGCCAAGUGACAGUAAGAUGGAGGAUCUAUCAGAGAAGCAACUGCUUAAAGGGCACCCUGGAAAAACACCCAAAAAGCCUUCAGCCCUGCCAAGCCAUAUGCUUGAAGAGAUUGGAGGCGGGAGUUUCACACCAAGAAGGAUACAAAGUACUGCACAUUUUAGAAACUUAGUUAAUGAAGAGAGACAAAAGCUUGGGCACAUGAACAACUUAUGGAGUAGCUACUUGGAUGAGCAAGAGUUAACAGGAUCUCUCUCUGAAGAUGUGACUGGUCUAAUAAGAAGUGUAAUUGGCAAAUCACAAUUACUUAUUGACCAAAGGUUCAAGCAGUUUGAAGACUUGAUCAGUUUACAUCAGAGCCACAAAGCUGAACAGGGUGCUACUGCUUCUGACCUCCAAGGAUUCUGGGAUAUGGUAAAUUAUCAGGUUGAAGAUGUGAACAACAAAUUCGCUGAACUUGAAACCUUGAAACUGAAGAAUUGGGUGAAGGAAAAGCCCAAACGAACAUUGAAACCUAAAAAGGCAGCAGAGACAAAGAAGAACAUUUCAGCCAAAGUUUCUUCAAGACAGGAGGAAGUAAGAAAGUUUAAAGAAGCCAUGAGGGCAAAGAUGGAAUCAUUAAAAUCGGAAUCGGAAGCAAAUUCUAAACAGGAGGCGACACUGGAGAAAGAUGAAGAAAUUGAGAACAAAGAAAACAAGGUGUCUCCUGUGAUGAAAACGCCAGUUAGAAGAUCGAUAAGAAAAACUCCGUCAAAGAAUAUGGUACGGGAUAAUGAAAGCGAUGAUUUAUGGAUAAAACCCGAAAACCACAUAGCAUUGGAGAAAAACGAAGAGACGGAAGUCAAAGUCGACAAAGUUUCCCCUGUGUUGAAAACUCCAGUGAGAAGAUCGACAAGAAAAACGCCAUCAAAAAAUAAGAUGCCUGAAGAUGAAAACGAUGAUCUGUGGAUUAAAAUCGAAAGCGAUGUUACAUUGAGAAAUAUUGAAGCAGCGGAAGACAAAGAAAACAACAUAUCUCCUGCGAUGAAAACCCCAGUUAGAAGAUCAAUUAGGAAAACUCCUGCAAAGAAAAAGACACCGGGAAAGGUCGAAGACCCUGGGUUCUUAAAAUACCUACGUCCUUCAGUUUCAGAGGACAACGAGGAUGAUCUAUUCGGUUUAGGGUUCGGAUCUCCAGUGAAGAGAAUGACCAACCAGUCAAUACUUCAAUCAACAGACGUUUCAUUAAUCAAAUUCGACUGAGUGCCAUUUGCCAGUAAACUUCCAGACGAGGCGUUAAUGGCAAAACUUGUGCCAUGUUGUUAAUUUGAAUCAAAGAGAAUUUGAAAGCGUGAUGUGACUUUGGAAGAAGCCUCUUUUGACACCGUUUGCCACAAACCCCUCUUCUCUCUAAGACUUUGAGAUGAAAAGGAACCAACGCCAAUUUGACCCCUUAAGCCCCUCGAUUGUAUUUCUAUCGAAUCAAAGAAGCUAUCAAUUUCCUCCACGCAAUAGGCCAAAAGUAUGUACGCUGCCCAUUAUAAGCAUAGGGGUAGGGCAUUAUUUGGCCGUGGUACUGGAGAGUUCGUCCUUUCAAAAAAUCAGUGUGAUAAAAAGCAAUACAAUUGAACAAAGAAAUAGUUCUGUCUCCAGAGAACUGAAGACAUGAAACAAACCUCUUUCUCAUUACGAGGAAACUUUCAAAUUUUCCCAUUACGAGAAAAUAUCCGACUUUUCUUGUUACGAGAAAAAAUGCGAUUGUCAAAAGUUUGAAAAAAACAGUUUUGAGACAUGCAACAGCCGUGGAAAUAUGUGCUUCAUUCAUUUGUUUCAGGGAUAGGGCGAUGGGGGAUUCUUCUAUAAUGUGGUAAAAGGGAGUUAUGGUCUUCUUUGAGUCUGGGGUUAGUAAAAGAUCUAUAACCUCGCUGCCAGAUGCAGGUUGUGUCGUUUGAUAUGUAAAAUAUUGAAUAUUUUUAACUCUUUGUUAAAUGGUGAAAUUUUAUCAAAAGGGUUAAGAUAAAUUUUGUUAAAUGGCCCAUUGCACAUCAAAUCAACACACUUUGAAGUCACUUUGAUCAUGAUGUUCUCACAUUGACCAAUUAAGGCCAAUUAAGAUCAAGGCCAAGAAAAAUCCUGAAAAUUUUAUUGAUUUAAUUUACUCCAUUUCAGAGUAACAGGCAUUUGAAAUUGUAGUUACUAGGCCUCUUUCGGCGACUCCACAAACGCACCAAUAACCCCUGUGUUGAUUUUAUAUGGAAUGAGCCAAAUAUUUUAUUUCAAUUGUCUUAAAGUAACAUUAUAAGCUUCCUUGCAAUACAUCAUUUGUUAUUAUUGAUAUAUUAUAUAUCUUUGUUUAAUUGA